UCCAAGUGGUAGACCUGCCUCGGAGCUCUGCCCAAUGAGAUCCGUCAGGGGAGGCACCCGGCUCACUUUUCCACAUCACUUCACAGUUACAUUUGGCAGGCAGGCGGACUCGCAUGCCGGAGCGCUCGGCCCAGAAUUAGUGGAUGGCUUUCGAAUCUCCCUGCCUCUUAGAAGCUCCGCCGCCGCCGCUUUGGGCAUAGACCAGAGCGUCAACACACCAGCUGUACUUUCGGGCUGCGGACACCCCAGAGCUCAGCGCGCCCGCUUCGCGUCUCCGCACUAGGCUCCGCAGUUCCGAGCGGCAUGAGCGCGAUUCGGAAGCGACUACCCGGAGCUCGGGGAUCCGUGGACACUUGCCGCCCUCGGGAGCAGACCCUCAGCUCUUCCAGCCAUUUAUGAAGCCCGAGGCUUGAGUUUUUGUUUUUUGUUUUUCCGCAGCCCGGAGCCCGACCUGAGAAAUUUCAAUGAAAAGGAAAGCCAAUGGAUCGUGGUCUUUGAAAAGCUGCUUAGACAGUCUGUUUCCUGGUCCUCUGAACACGUGGCCGAGCUGUAAGUAACCGCUCCACACUGCGUGAUGAAUUGGAUGGCUUCAGACCCGAGGCAAAAAAAAUAAUUGUCUCAUUUUCGCGCUGAUUUGCUUAACUGGUGGGACCAUGCCAGAAAGGCUAACUGAGACGCUCGUGGACCUCUGGACUCCAUUAAUAAUAUUAUGGAUUACCCUCCCCACUUGUGUGUACAUGGCUCCGAUGAAUCAAGCUCACACGUUAACCACUGGAUCCCCUUUGGGACUAAGCAGGCAGAGUGAAGAACUGCGAAUUUUGAACCGCUCCAAAAGAGGCUGGGUUUGGAAUCAAAUGUUUGUCCUGGAAGAAUUUUCUGGACCCGAACCGAUUCUCGUUGGCCGGUUGCACACAGACCUGGAUCCUGGAAGCAAAAAAAUCAAGUAUAUCCUAUCAGGGGAUGGCGCUGGGACAAUCUUUCAAAUAAAUGAUAUAACUGGAGAUAUCCAUGCUAUAAAAAGACUUGACCGAGAAGAAAAGGCCGAGUAUACGUUAACAGCUCAGGCAGUGGACUGGGAGACAAACAAACCUCUUGAGCCUCCUUCCGAAUUUAUUAUCAAAGUGCAAGACAUCAAUGACAAUGCACCAGAGUUUCUCAAUGGACCUUAUCACGCCACUGUGCCAGAGAUGUCCAUUUUGGGUACAUCUGUCACUAAUGUAACAGCCACCGACGCUGAUGACCCAGUUUAUGGAAACAGUGCGAAGUUGGUUUACAGUAUCUUGGAAGGACAGCCGUAUUUUUCCAUUGAGCCUGAAACAGCUAUUAUCAAAACUGCCCUUCCGAACAUGGACCGAGAAGCCAAGGAAGAGUAUCUGGUCGUAAUUCAAGCCAAAGAUAUGGGAGGACACUCUGGAGGUCUGUCUGGAACCACAACACUUACAGUGACCCUUACUGACGUUAAUGACAAUCCUCCAAAAUUUGCACAGAGUUUGUAUCACUUCUCAGUCCCAGAGGAUGUGGUUCUAGGCACUGCAAUAGGAAGGGUUAAAGCUAAUGAUCAGGAUAUUGGUGAAAAUGCGCAAUCAUCCUAUGACAUCAUUGAUGGAGAUGGAACAGCACUCUUUGAAAUCACUUCUGAUGCCCAGGCCCAGGAUGGUGUUAUAAGACUAAGAAAGCCUCUGGACUUUGAGACCAAAAAAUCCUAUACACUGAAGGUGGAGGCAGCCAAUAUCCACAUCGACCCACGGUUCAGUGGCAGGGGACCCUUUAAGGAUACAGCAACAGUCAAAAUUGUUGUGGAGGAUGCUGAUGAGCCCCCAGUCUUCUCUUCACCAACUUACCUCCUUGAAGUUCAUGAAAAUGCUGCUUUGAACUCUGUGAUUGGCCAAGUGACAGCUCGUGACCCUGAUAUCACUUCAAGUCCAAUAAGGUUUUCCAUCGACCGUCACACUGACUUGGAGAGACAAUUCAACAUCAAUGCAGAUGAUGGGAAGAUAACACUGGCAACCCCACUGGACAGAGAACUAAGUGUCUGGCACAACAUUACCAUCAUUGCUACUGAAAUCAGAAACCACAGCCAGAUAUCUCGAGUGCCUGUUGCUAUUAAAGUGCUGGAUGUCAAUGACAACGCCCCUGAAUUCGCAGCCGAAUAUGAGGCAUUUUUAUGUGAAAAUGGAAAACCCGGCCAAGUCAUUCAAACAGUAAGCGCCAUGGACAAAGAUGAUCCCAAAAAUGGACAUUAUUUCUUGUACAGUCUUCUUCCAGAAAUGGUCAACAACCCAAAUUUCACCAUCAAGAAAAAUGAAGCAAGUUUUCUGAUCACGGGCCAGCCAGACGGAACAUCUUCCCUCCCACGGAACCAUCGAGAAAUCUAUUCUUCUGUUCAGGAUGAAGAAAAGUUCCUCCUUCUUCUGCAGUUAAAUAACUCCCUGAGCAUUUUGGCAAAGCAUAAUGGAUUCAACCGGCAGAAGCAAGAAGUCUACCUUUUACCUAUAGUGAUCAGUGACAGUGGGAAUCCCCCUCUGAGCAGCACCAGUACCUUAACUAUCCGGGUCUGUGGCUGUAGCAAUGAUGGUGUGGUCCAGUCAUGCAAUGUUGAAGCUUAUGUCCUUCCUAUUGGACUCAGUAUGGGAGCCUUAAUUGCCAUACUAGCAUGCAUCAUUUUGCUGCUAGUCAUUGUGGUCCUGUUCGUUACCCUGAGGCGGCAUAAAAAUGAGCCAUUAAUUAUCAAAGACGACGAAGAUGUUCGAGAAAACAUCAUCCGCUACGAUGAUGAAGGAGGCGGCGAGGAGGAUACAGAGGCUUUUGACAUUGCAACUUUGCAAAAUCCAGAUGGAAUUAAUGGAUUUUUACCCCGUAAGGAUAUUAAACCAGAUUUGCAGUUUAUGCCAAGGCAAGGGCUUGCUCCAGUUCCAAAUGGUGUUGAUGUCGAUGAAUUUAUAAAUGUAAGGCUGCAUGAGGCAGAUAAUGACCCCACGGCCCCACCAUAUGACUCCAUUCAGAUUUAUGGCUAUGAAGGCCGAGGGUCUGUGGCUGGCUCCCUCAGCUCCUUGGAGUCCACCACAUCAGACUCAGACCAGAAUUUUGACUACCUCAGUGACUGGGGUCCCCGCUUUAAGAGACUGGGCGAACUCUACUCUGUUGGUGAAAGUGACAAAGAAACCUGACAGUGGAUUAUAUAAACUAUCAAUGGAACUGAGCAUUCUGUAAUAUUCUAGGGUCACUCCCCUUAGAUACAACAAAUGUGGCUAUUUGUUUUAGAGGCAAGUUUAGCACCAAUCAUCUAUAAACUCAACCACAUUUUAAUGUUGAACCAAAAAAAUAAUAAAAAUAAAAAGUAUAUGUUAGGAGGUUAUAAAUCUUGUGGAGUGUGAAUUAAGUAUGUGGAGUGUCUAGAAGUCUUUGAAUAUUUGAUAUUUAACUGACUGCCUCAGUCAGUGAUUGGGAUCCUAGUUAACCAUUAGAGAAUUGCUUAAGAGGAAAAAAAAAACAAAAUUAAAAGGUGCUUUAUUAGAAAAAAAUGGACCUGCAAGGAUUCUGCUGCUGAUAUGUGUCUUCUGCAAGGAUUUUUAUGAGUGCAAAUGGUUUUUUUCCCCUUCACCAAUAAGGAUCCCGUCACAAAUGAUAAAGCAAUACUUUGGUCCGCUGUACGUUAAGACUUUGUGGAGUUUGGGGAGGCCUCCUAGAUUAUAUGGUACGGUGACCACACGUUGUACAUAAAUGUUGGCCCCACUCACCAGAGACUGAAUAGCAUCUUUAAAUAUUGUGUCGAGCCUUAAAAUAUUCACAUGUUCGUAAUCCAUUCCAGGGUGGGGAAUGCCAACUGAAAGGUGGGAGGAGAGAAAUGCCAUUCAAACAGGCUGUGUCUAGAAGCAGAAAUCCUGGUUCCCUCCACCUCAUCUUCUUCCACAAGGACACAGAGAUAAACUCUAUUCCACAGUGGACCACAUCAGAGACAGAUGCUUUUAUUGCUAGCGUGUGAAUUUAUUUGUUUAAUCCUCAAAAUAAAUAUUUUAUUGAUGUCCAAUAAUGCUCUUAUUUAUUAAGGUUGGUAAUCUAUAGAUUAAGGGAUUAUAUGGGGAGAACUAAAUUAUAUCCAUUAAUAAUCCUUUAGAUUGUUUUAUAUUAAUAUCUAUACAAUGAAUGUUUAAUACAUGUACAUUUUGAUGAGCUAAGUAUGGCAGGCAAUAUUAUCAAGGGGAGAGGUAAUAGUCUCUUUAGAGUAGAAAGUGAUAUUGUGACUGAUAAUAACAGGAACAGCAUUUCCCAGAGAAACUUUUGGACUGUUUUCUAUUUUCUUCAUAAUCCUAGUAUUUGGUGUUUUUACUACAAGCACAAACAUCUGAAAGUAUAUUGAUUCCUGUGAAUAUUUAAACUCUAGACUUUUAGAUACUUCCAUAAUGCCCCACCCAAUAAAAAUGCUUCAAGUUGUCCUCCCCCAACGAAUUUAAAGCAGGAACUGAUUUGUACAUAAUUUUACUGCUUAUGUUUUCUUACACUUCUGUCCCUGGUCAUGGUGAUGCGCAGAAUGUGUUAGACUACAAAAACCGAGCAGCGCUAGAAGGUGUGAGCAUAUUUAGUUUGUAAUGCAAACCUGCCAUGUAGGAGUAGAAAAUGUAUGAUACAACUCAAGUAUUACAUGCAGAUCAUUUUACUUUUAUACUUUGCUUUAAUGCAAUAUUGUUUAUUUACUCCAUGUGUUGUAUUCAGAGAAACUCCUGUAUUGUUUCCUACUUUGUGAAAUAUAUUUUUAUAAAUACCUUUGUUGUCAUCAUUUUGUCCAGCUACGUGAAGAUCACUUGACAAAACUAUUGACUCUAACUAAAAUUCCAAAUUGUGUGAUCAAAUCACAGUGUGGGGGUACUUUUAGUUUUAAGAGUAUUUUAAUAAAAAGCAGAGACGAGAAAUGGAUUGCUAUUGAUCCCAUAGCAAGAAAAUAUCAGAGACAUAAAAAUAAAUGUUGUACCUAAAAAACAGUCAAGUAUGUUUUGGGGGCUGCUGGAGGUAGAGGCUAGGGUGGAGUUAGCAGAAAGGGUAAAAGAACAAGAAGACAAUUGUGCAUAGGAAAAGGCUACAAAUACAAGUCCAAACUGUGAAGAAAUGAAGGGACAGAAGAACAGGAUUUGGAGAGAGAACAUAGAUGACACUGCAGAUUUAAAAACCACUCUUUUCGAGAUCCUUAGAGGAUCCAUUAGAACAAGAUCUGUGGGCUUUUGUCAUCUGCUACUUCAGUACCUAGUCUGGGCUAAAGAAAACAUGGAUUGCGCUUGGAGAUGGAGGUCCGUUUCUGGAAGCUGUCUCCAUCAUGACAGAAACAAACUGACUAAAUAUUCAACUAAAGUUUAAUAGUUUUCCAAGGGCUUACCAUCUCCUCAUUGUUCCCUAUUGCCUGAUCACAAUCCUUUUCUAUACUUAUCUCAGUGGCUACUGAAAACUUUUCAUGAAGUCAGAAGGAGUCUACUGUGACUUUUGUAUAUACCAGAUUAACAAGAGUCAUAAAACUGUUAAUAUCAGCUAUAGUAACAAUAAAAAGUCAGUUCCAAGCUCUCACAUUGUAAACUAAGGUGGAAUUGCUUUGUCUUCUCCUUUCACUUCAAACUUAUCUCUCUCUCUCUCUCUUUUUUUUUUUAAGAAAACUGUCAUGCAGAGGCAUAUUUAAGUGAUAUAUCACACUAUUCUUUAAUAGAAAUAUAAAAUCAUCAUCUUCAGUGUUGGUGGACAAAAGAAUAAUAUUCAUCUGAUAGUGCUUGUGGGCAGGAGGCAAUGUAUGCUGAACCAGUUUUCCAAACUUUCCUUUACAUUUUAGUUGAUCCAGGAAGACAUCAUGGAAACAUGAAUUCCAUAUUAACAUUUCCCUCCACUGCCAUCCUAGCAUUUUGUGAUUGAAGUCAAUCUAAAGUCUUGAUAUGCUGGAUAAAGUGGAGCUACGUAUGGUUAUUUUUGAAUAAUAUGGUUUUGCUAUGUGAAAUAUGCUUUUAGAGUAUGCUCCAUUUAAAUUAUAUUCACAGAUCCACAAGCAUACAAUUAAACAAUAACAUUUCUUUUAGCAAAACACUUAUUAGAAUUCCCACAUUCAAAAUAUUACAAUGGAGAUCAAAAAUAUUUUAUUGAGAUUUAAGGAUUCCUUCCUUAACUUUUCAAGCAAUGCAUUUUAACUUUAUUAUCAUUUCAUAUUUAUGAAUUUCUUUUGUGCUAGCAAUACUGACACAUCAAAAGAAUCUUCACACGUGUAUGUUUAUUUUUCAAGUACAAUAUUGCCUCAUUUGACACCCCUUUUGUUGAGUCCAUGGUCUUUAUGUGUCCUAAGAAGCAGUCUCUUUUACUGAUUGCCCAAGAAUUCUGUGCCAAAUAAUAUGUUGAAACAAAGUUAGUCCCUCUCUGCUUAUUCUACUGCAGGGAUCUUGUCUGAGGAACUGAGGUAUCCCUGCAUGGCUGGAGGCCACACGGGAUCAACUCUUGCCUUUACUUUCCCUGUUAUAUGAUCAAACAACUUUUGAAUCUCCAUACAAACAUAUUACCAAAUAUUAGUAAGCCAUUCCUAAUAAAAUUCUCACCAUGAGUAUAGUCAAUAUAUUUUUAAAAUGGUUUAUGAUAAUAUGGCUGAAGUACGCUAUAAAUUAUAUUCAUGUGUUACCUUUCCCACACCAAAUUGUGCUAUGAUACAAACUUUACAGUAAAAAUGUUUUGUAUCACAAAAUUUGGGGUGGUGGUGGCAAGUUUAUGUGUGUAUGUAACGUGAAAGAAAACUUGGAUUCAUCAGUAUCCCCAGUGAGGCAAGAAUCCUCAGAAAGAGACAAAUAAGUCUUUUGAGAGUUUGCUUAAUCAUAUGCUUAAAGUAAGACAAGUCUCUGCAUGAGACUUAGAAAUCUCCUAGGAGCAGCCGACUCCACACUGAGACUCCACAGAGAGCUGAGCUAUCUGUAUUUUGGAGAAGGGAAGCGGGUGCUGAGAGCUAAGUAGCCAAUUACGUUUUAUAGCCACAUAAGGACUGGAGGCAAGUAGUCCUUUGCAACAUGUUGUAUUAUGCGAUCGUUGGCUUUGCAGGGAAUCUCACAAAUGUAUAACCUUCUGAUUGCCUUUUUGAUUGAAAGUUCCAUCUGAGAUCAAGGCAGUGCAACCAGUAAUAAGAUUUCAAAAAAUCCCAUCACUGGCACUGUUGGAAAGGUUGAGCGUGCCUGAAAUCCCAUCACUGUCAGUCAAAGAGAUAAGGUAACAGUGGGCAUCACUAUAAAAGCUGCAUGAAUGCACAAUUUAAACAUGAACAUCAACACAGAAAAGAAUGGACACAUAUUUGUAUGAAUGUCCAUAUAGACACAUAGAUACUCAUGUGUAUGAAUGCAUACCAUAAGCGUACACACGCAAACACACACACACGAAUAAGUUACUUAGGAUGAUUUAUACUAAUGUGUUUCAUUUCAAUAAUAAUACGCUUCCAUGUCACAGUCUCACACACUCCAAAAAAAUUUGAAAUGAUGGUUCUUUGUUUUUCUGACUCUAACCUUGAAGUUGAAAGAAAUCUGUCUCGGGGUAAAGGAUUUAAAUGUGAGUUUUGUUUCUGAACAUAAUAAUAGCUCAUAAAGCCUGGGAUUAGAAUUAAAUGCAUCUCACUGAGAAGCUGGAUUUGGAUGCUUUUGUAUCAUUGUAUUUUUGUGGAGAUAAUAAUUGUAGAAUAUAUUUUGUAGGAAAUAAUUUUCUCUGUUUACUUUUCUUUGAUUCCUACUCAGUUUUCUUUGCUAAACAAAGUCCUUUGCAUUGUUGCUCAGAUGGCCAAAAAUGAAUAAAAUGUUUCCUAUCAUUGUUGCUCUUGUUUAUGAGAAUUAUGAUGUUUUCAUUGUCCAUCAUUAAAGGAGAUAUUUAUUUUGAUCAUUUUCUGUGUAGUUGACACACAAUUAUUGAUCAGAGUAUAUCCUUAUUAUUACUGUAUUCCAUACAACUAUUCUGGAUGCCUUCCAUAAUUACAGAACACAUA
Molecule: messenger RNA, 7969 nt
Organism: Chionomys nivalis (European snow vole)
Lineage: Eukaryota; Metazoa; Chordata; Mammalia; Rodentia; Cricetidae
Gene: Cdh8
Product: cadherin 8
Exons: 13
Coding region: 654-3167 (837 amino acids)
Biological process (GO): cell morphogenesis; multicellular organism development; adherens junction organization
Cellular component (GO): axon terminus; synaptic cleft; plasma membrane
Molecular function (GO): calcium ion binding; cadherin binding
Source: RefSeq, a predicted model, not a curated record